ACCCCCAAGGAGAUUACCUAGAUUCCUGGGGCUCUGUCUGCUGACAGUUUAGGGAAAGGCACACUGUCCCUGGUAGGGAGGGGGAGCUAAGGCAGACUCAGAGUCUGCCUGGCAACCAAUAGGGAGUGAGAUGCCCUUCACAGGGAGCUCAGGAAAGGGGAGAAGCCAUUUUUUGAGACAGUCUGGAGCCAGUCAGGGCAAGGGCAGGACUUUCUGUGUGGGGAGCUCGUGAGUCCCAUGCCUGCAGGCAGGGUUCCCCCUGAGAACUGGCCUCUAGGGACCUGAAAGCAAGAUCCCUCAGCUGGGCUUUUCCCUCUCCACUGAUGGCUCCCAGUUUGUACAGUUUUUCUGGGAAACUUCCCCAGCCAGGGUGCAUUAGCCCUCCAGCUCCCUAGGUGAGACCAGUCAGCACAUGGUCAGCUCUACUCUGAAUGCUAGUCCAGGGUUGCUACCUGCGGUGAGUGUGUCUGGACGCUGUGGUAGGAGACUACAGUUUGGAUUUUAGUAUAAGUAUGUAAUCUGCACCUUGAGCCCUGCACCCUUUGUGGUAAGGGGAAAUCCUGGGACCAGGAGCAGCCUGACUCCUACCUGAAGAGGAUCCCUGCCAGCAGAGAUCAGCCCCUCUGCAGUGACUGAGGAGUCCAGAGUCAUCUCUGAAGCUGAGGAUCAUUCAUGGAGUUUAUGGAGGCAACAUGGAACCAGGUUUUGGGGAUGAGGAAGAUGAUGAUGAUGAGGUUGUAGAUAGCUCACAGCAAGGAAGCGGAGAAACUGGUUUUCCCGACAGCCAAGAACUGUUUCCCACGCUGGACCUGGAGCCAGUACCCCCCGAACCCACCCAAGGCUGCCUCCUGGACCCGCCAGGCGGAGAAGGUACCUCUGCUGCAUGUGUUUCAAGGAUCACAGGAUCUUCUCCUUCCCAGAGGUUAGCGAAGAUCAGAAGGCGAAAAAAACGCACUCGCGAUGAAAUGUUCUCUGAGCUCACGCUGUCCUCCCACACUGACAGAGCACAGGCGAAUGCAUGGAGGCAGACAAUGUCAGAGUGCAGGAAAGCACAAAAUGACCGGGAGGAGAGGUGGCGGGCUGAAGAGAGGGCUGAACCUGAAAGAUGGCGGCAGCAUGAUGAGAGGAGGCAGGACUCAAUGCCGAGCCUGCUGGAGGAGCAAACCAAUAUGCUCCAGCAUAUGGUUGAGCUGCAGGAAAGGCAGCAGGAGCACAGACUGCCGCUACAGCCCCUAUGUAACCAACCAACCACCCUCCUCCCCAGGUUCCAUAGCUUCCUCACCCAGACGCCCAAGAACAAGGUGGGGGGGCCUCCAGCCACUCCACCCGAGAGGAUUGCCCAAGCAAUAGAAGGCUGGGAUUCAAUAAGUUUUAAAGUUUUAAACUUUUAAAGUGCUGUGUGGUCUUGUCCUUCCCUCCUCCACCACCCCUCCUGGUGCUUCUCUCCUCCACCACCCCUCCUGGUGCUUCUCUCCUCCACCACCCCUCCUGGGCUACCUUGGUAGUUA
Molecule: messenger RNA, 1508 nt
Organism: Caretta caretta (loggerhead turtle)
Lineage: Eukaryota; Metazoa; Chordata; Testudines; Cheloniidae
Source: RefSeq, a predicted model, not a curated record